AUGCCAGGAGAAAGGGAAAAGCUACAGCAGGUCCUGUGUCAGUACGUCACCCAUACGCUGACCUACAUGAAAACAGUAAAAGUUUUUUAUGACCAGUUCUCUGAAUGGAAGAACAGCAGAGACAUAGAGAAUGAGAAAAUGAUGGAAAUCAAAGAAAGGGCUGAUGAAAUUGACCCCACUUUUACAAAGUCAGAGGGAAAAUGGGCAAAGUUUCGUAACUACGUGAAGAGCAGCUUCCAGAUGGAUGCAGAGAGCAAAUUUGCAGAACUAGAAAAGGAGCUGGAUGAAGUGUUGAAAUACACACUGGAAGGUCUGGAGGAACUCGACACCUUUGUGGAUGCAGUGGAGAAGCUGGCAGUGACUUCGCUGCAUGUGUUUACUGAGAACCUUGUUUUACACCUGCCUGAGACGAUCAGAUUUGAUGAUGUUCAAGCUGUGAUCAUCGCUGCACGACAGAUCUGCCCUCUCCUCCUGGAGUUCAAACGAGACGCAAAGUCCUUCUUUCUGCCUAACCUUCACAAUGUGGAGGUGCUUACAUACCAACUGAAAUGUUACAUAGAUACCACCGACACCAUAUGGCAGUCUCAUGGCAAAAGGAUGGAUGAGCACUUUUGGAUGGAGUUCCUGUUCCAGAAAGUCUCCCCAGAUUAUUUCAUCAAAAUCGUUGAUGGCCAGCUGCCCAAAAUGCUACAGUUCCUUGACGAGCUGGAGGAGUGUGCUGUUAAGUUAGACAGCAUGAACAAAGGAGCAAAGAUCUCCAGUGUGACAGGCAGCUCAGUGGGAGCAGUGGGAGGUGUACUUUCCAUUGUUGGCUUGGCGUUGAUUCCAGUUACUGCAGGAGUCUCUUUAGGGCUGACAAUUGCGGGUGUGACAAUGGGGGUAACAAGCGGAGUCAACAGUUUGGUAACCACCUUAACAGAGAUUGGAGUUAAUCAUACUCAGCAGAAAAAGGCAAAUGAAGCCUUUCAAAGCUUCAUGGAGGAAUUCCAAAAGAUCCAGGAAUGUCUCAGUGAGGUGAUGAAACAAUCAUCAGACACUCUGAAGCCAAAGAAGAUAAAUGUGGUGGUGGGAGUUGGGAAGGCUGUUAAUAAUGUACCUGCAAUAGUAAAGGGUGCUGAUGCCAUCGUUGAUGCUGCUUCUGCUUUAAAGGCUGCAGGAGCAGGCAAGGCCUUAGAUGUUCCUGAGAUUGGUCAGGCGGUAGUUAAAGGGCCUCUGGCUCUCACCAAGGGGGCUAGAGCUGGUUUCAUUGCACUUAAUGCCUUCUUUAUUGGCAUGGAUAUCUUCUUUAUUACCAAAGACAGCAUGAGUCUGGCCAAAGGCAAUGAGACUAAAGUCUCAAAGUUCCUUAGAGCCAGAGGUUCAUUACUACGCUCUCAGAUAGAAUCAUGGGAGAAGAUUCGCAACUCUUUGUGUCAAAGCAAAAAGACUAACAAAGAAAACAGAAACUUCCUCCAAGAGCCUUUUUAUCCAGGCAUAAAGAAGGGAUGGAUCUAAAGUUCUCAAGAGAAUAAAAGUCGAAGACUUGUCUGGUAGGCAUUGAAAACAGUAAAUCUGCCAUAAGCGCUUUACUGAAGUUGCAGACUAUUUCACUGAUAUACUACAAAUAGAAAAAUAUAAAACCAAUCAGUUUGACAUACAUUGCUAACAUGGUAAGGUGUAUAACUUUUUGCGUUAAUAUGUUUGAAGAAAUUAAUAGUUUAUCAUUCUCUUUUACCUACACAAAUGCGUUAACACUGAACGUGACCAAGGUGAAUUUUUUGCGUUGUUCGCCUGUUGUUAGUCGCUUGACUUUUUACCUCUCUCUCGCAAACAGUUUGCACAGACAAUGCAGCAAAAUUUCGCCCAGCUUGCUUCACUGCAUCAUCAAACAGGAGUAUCCAUAUGUUUGCUGGUUCCUCUUGUCUGUUCAACUCACCGUGCCGGACCUUAAUUUUACCAAUCGAGUCACAGUGCUGUAUGUGAUGUGGAAAACUGAACAAUGGCGCCGUGAUCCCUGUCUUCUAUAGAGACGUACCCGGUUCAGCGAGUACCGCCU
This is a messenger RNA of Fundulus heteroclitus (mummichog), 2035 nucleotides long. RefSeq lists its product as uncharacterized. Gene Ontology annotation, molecular function: lipid binding. Gene Ontology annotation, cellular component: membrane; extracellular region. Gene Ontology annotation, biological process: lipid transport; lipoprotein metabolic process. The coding region runs from base 1 to 1494 and encodes 497 amino acids. Lineage: Eukaryota; Metazoa; Chordata; Actinopteri; Cyprinodontiformes; Fundulidae. The transcript has 3 exons. The record is from RefSeq and is a predicted model, not a curated record.